CUGUAGUGAAAUUUGUGUCUCGAUUAUGAAUUUUCCGUGUUGCUCGGUUUGAUCAGGGAAAGACCAUGUAGUUGCCUCUUCUUUGUCAUGCAAGGAUGAGGUUGACUUUCAAUAUUAUAGUUCCUUUGUUUGGUUAGUGCAGCAUUCUUUGAUACUUCUCACUUUAUGGUCACUCUUUCCAACCUGUAAAUCACCUGUUCCGAGCGUGGGAGUUCCAACUUCUUUGACAAAAUAGUUCUGGUGCUUGUCUCAAAACAUUGUUUCUUUGUUAAUUGUGUUUUCUGAGCAUUUGAAAUGAUUUGAAAGUGUCAUUUUAAUGCCUCUCUCUGAGGUGCAUAUUAUCCCAUCAAAUAAAAGAAGUAUUUUUGUUAGUGUGUGAAAGAUCGUGAGUUAGUAUAGAGUAGAUGUCUCGACAUUCCUGUCAAUAAGUCGGCAUGGACUGAGCCGCCGAUAACUAGUACUUAUUUAUACUUUCUUGGUGCCGAAUGGAUCAAUAUUUGCCCCUUAGCUUGCUGCUCGCCUUGUGUUUGAAAAAAUGCCUAAGCCAAAUCUGUUGAGUGUUUGAGGUUUUGACGUUGCUAGAUCGAAUGGACCGAAUGAAUAGGGUAGUGCUAGCGUAACUCGAUACAUCACAAUGAAUGACGUGCUGUACUUUAUCUGGUGGCUUCCGAAUGAAUGGUGUGUUGCGGCUAGAAUUUGUUGUUGUGGGGGGGGGGGGGGUCAGAUGUUCAUUAAAAUUCCCCAGAGAAAAUUGAGUUGAAUGUCUCACCGGAUAAUCAUCUUUUGUGAAUGUGUACUAGAGAUGACGACAGUAUAUUAGAGAUGAUGUGGAGAGGACCUUGAACGAGUGGACUAAUUCUGUACCUGCACUGGUGUUGCAUAGGGUCCUGCUUCAUUCAUGGUUGAACAUAAUUUGUGAGAGUGCUUUUCCUGCUUUAUAAUGGUGUGUGAUGACGUACUGCUAGUUUGGUGCAUCAACUAGACUCUAUAUCUAAUUGUGAAUCGCAUUGAAACAAAUUUUUUUUCCAUUUGAGCAGUUCAUGGUAGUUUUGUCCGGAGAAUUCUGUGGUCUCCUAAUGAAAAUGCGCCCUCACUUGAGUGCGUAUGCUUGAAAAAUUCCUUGUUUUACUUGGUUAUCCAUCAAAACACUUGGGUAAGAAUAGUCCUCCUUACUUUUUUGGAAUAUGACUUCCACUUUUUAAAUUAGGAAGUUGUUUUCCUUAGUUUUGAACUUGGCAGUAUCGCAUGAAUUGUCACUCGCUGUUCAGUGUUUGAGCUCCUUAGAAUGAAUGGUAGUGCAUCACAUUUCAGCCCCUUGCAUUAAAUCGAUGUCACCCUUCAUGCUCAUUUUAUCAUGAUGGCAAUUUUUUCGGAUACUGUCAUCUCUAACUUUACAUAUACGGUAGUGGCUUGCUCAUGUACAUAAAUUUUCCAUGGAUGACAACCUCCAUUUGAAAAAAAAAAAAAAAGCCCAGCUGUGUUGCAUAUAUGUAUCGUGCGUGCGUAGUUUCUACAUUAUAGUUUUGGAUGUCUUUUCUGAUAAUGAACUCCACAUUCUAGUUUUCUGAGCAUAUACAUGAGUAUGGACAUCCGUAACAAUUGAUAUACAUCUAUUUCUCGUCAAGUAGGGUCAUUACUGAACUUAAACCUGCUGGAAUUAUCUUUCAAGCUUGCUGGUUGGGACUGUUUUAGUGUCAUUUUAAUCCCAAUUUGGUAUCAAUUUGGGUGCAAAUUUAUCGGAUGGCUGAAUCAGAGUUGCAGCAUGAAACUUCCCAUCUUGCACACGUAAUGCGUGAUAUGGAAAAAGAUUAUGAGUUUGCGGUAGGAAUGGUUUUUCCAAAUGAACUUGAAGCAUACGAUAAGUAUGUGGCCUAUGCAAUCGGCAAAGGAUUUGGGGUGAGAAAGGGUAAUAUGUUCAAAAAUGGUAAAGGAGAAUUAACCCGACGAACUUUUGUGUGCCAUUGUGAGGGGCAUUCUGUCAGCUCAUCUGAUCAAGAAAAGAAAUUUGAGAGGUAUGAAGUUAGAUAUGGCUGUCCUGCUCGUAUCGAAUUUAAGGUUAACAAUGGUGUCUAUGAAGUCAUGAAGCAUAUUUCUGAGCAUAAUCAUGCAUUUAUUCCGGAUGAUCAAAAGCAUUUGAUUAGAUGUGGAAGAAUCAUGUCUGAUACUUCUAAGAGUGUCUUAGUUGACAUGAGGAAAGCCGGCAUUGGAGGGACUACAGCGUAUAAGUUUUUAGCAAAUGAAGCUGGAGGAAGCAAAAACUUGGGUUUUAACCUGCGUGAUUGUCAAAAUUAUUUGCAAACGAAAAGAUCCGAUGGUAUAAGUGGGGGAGAUGGUCAAAGUGUUCUAAAUCAUUUUCAUCUCAUGCAAAUGCAAAAUCCAAUGUUUUCAUAUGAUGUAUAG
Molecule: messenger RNA, 2400 nt
Organism: Syzygium oleosum
Lineage: Eukaryota; Viridiplantae; Streptophyta; Magnoliopsida; Myrtales; Myrtaceae
Product: protein FAR1-RELATED SEQUENCE 5-like
Exons: 2
Coding region: 1741-2400 (219 amino acids)
Source: RefSeq, a predicted model, not a curated record